UCAUUCCGUUCGCGCGUCUGGGCUUUGGGAUCUGGGUCGCUCCUGUCAGGAGGUGCCCCAGGACUGCGGCGAGGCGGCCAGGUCGUCGCGUGAAAGGGGUCUGGGCCCUUGUGAGACCCCAGCGCGCAUUCCGAGGCGAGUCUAGGGUUCUUUGCGGGGCGGGCACCCUUUGCAAAGGGCGCUCAGGGUGGGGAGGACUCCUGCCGCCGGAGCGAAUGAAGACUCCCAGAGCUAGCGUGCCUUUGUACCGCAGCCUGGCUGCGCCAUCUCUUUCCCACGUUGCAGGGCUCCGCCAUCUUGUCCAUUUAUCUUGGGGGGCUGGGAGGGCUGGGGAGCGCGUGUGACCCUGAGUUUUUCUUAGGUUUUCCACCCCUGUGUUAGCUACAUUUGUUUUCCUUAGGCAGUCGCUGUUUUUUCGAUGGCACGUGGCUGGCAUUUUGUACAGCCUGGCACAAAGGUUAUUGGGGGGGAGGAUUUCUAAGGAAUGAGGCGGAGCAGAGUCUCGAAAUGAAUUACUGGGUUGUUUCUGAGAACCAUGUAGGUGUGGUUUUAGGAGUAAGCAAGUGGGGCCUUUGUUUACCCUCACGAAUCAUUCUGACACGGUCCGUCCAGGUAUCAGGAGUUUUGUGUUCACUCCAUGCAUCAGUCUCGUGAAACGUGACUUCUGGGCUCAUUGGUCCUUGGGGUCUUGGACAUCCCUUGGUUUCCUGAUUCCGGAGAAGACCCAGCCCCGUGGCAGGUGGCUGAUCAUCUGUCUCCCCACCACGACCCACCAAAAAUCCUCUCUGAGUUUCUUCUCCCUUUGGGCAACCAUCUGGAAAAUCAUUGACUUGAUCCUAACUGUGGCCGCGCCACAAGUAAAAGGAUUUUUCUCCUCCAUCACUGGCGCGCCCUCUGUCGCUGUUGUCCGAUGUAUUUCUCUUUCACUUUUUAUCAUUAAAAUCCUCAGGCUGCUGGGAGUGCCACCAAAGUUAAAGUUGGAACGUUUUGCCAUGUUUGCUUUCCUUGUGUUUUGAAGGCAUGUUUUUAAUUUCAUCGAAAAUAGUUAACACUUUAUAUCAUAUUUGUGGUUUCAAAGUCGUCUCCAAAAUGUCUUCCUCAGCGGAUUUGUUCCAGAAUGGUUGCAGUAAAGGGUCUCUGGUCAUUGCAUAUGCUGCUUAUAUCUUAGGGUUUUUUUGUUUUGUUUUGUUUUUCCUAGAAUAGCUCCCUCCUCUUAUCUCCCAAUAGGUUCUUCCAAGGGAUGGAUGUGUACCCUAGCAGCUUUCAUUGAUUCGGGUGUAUCUUCAAGCUGAGGGACCACCCACUACGACCUCAUCUUGGUGGUUCCUCCAGGAAUCAAACAGCCGCACCAUCCCUGUGCUUGGUCCUGCUACGGCGCCCCUCCGGGCUUCCUGCUGUUGCCUGCAGGGGACAGCCGUGACCAUGGCCGAGAGAGCACUGGCACUCACCCAGAUAAGGCGGGGGGACCGUUACUACACGUACACCGAGCUCCUGGCCAUCUCCCGGCGCUUCAAGCAGAACCCCAAUGAGCUCAUGAUCACCUGGAUCCUGCGCGUGUAUGACCAGGGGGGCCCGGCCCUGUCCCUGAAUUCUGGAGAGCUGGCCCUGCUGGGCGACCUGACCGGUGAUGCCAUCUUCAACUACCGCUGUAAGACCCUGCGGGGCGGCUGCAAGUCACUGCUCACCUGGCUGCUGCUGGCCUGGCGCCAGCGCUGGGAAUCUUUCCUGCACUUCGAGGCUACCGAGCUGCCCUUCCGACCCUGGACCACCAUGGAGGAGGGCAUCCAGCUGGUACGUGAGCUGGGCAUGCUGGACUGGAUCUACCGCGAGCCGCCCUCGCCUCCCGCAGGCGAGCAGGGGCUGCGGCCCGCGCCUGAGGACGUGCCCUUCACGCAGGGCCUCCAGCGGCGCCUGCUAACGGCCGCACCCUCGGAGCUGCGGCUCUCGCUCGUCAGCCUGCUGGUCAAGGGCAUGACGGUGCUGGAGGCGGUGAUGGAGAUCCAGACCAUCGCCGACGUGGGCCUGCUCUGGCGUCAGAGCCAGCCGGGCCGCGCCAAGCUCAUGUUGGGGCCCAACCCGACGCGCAAAGACCUCACGGGCUGGCUGCUGAGCCAUGGCGUGCCCAAGGAGACGGUGGACAAGCAGCCCACCAAGGUGCUCCUGGAGCUGUACAUCAAAGAGGCCAAGCGCAGCCGCGGCCACCCAGCCUACAUGCUGGGGGACGAGCAGCCCCCACCUCCGCCCUACUCAGACCAGGCCUGUGGGGAGGAGCCGCCUGUGCCUGUGCACCAUGACUAGGCCUCCCGGCCAUGGUCUUCUCAGUGGGACUCCGUGGCAGAGGGAGGCUGGAUUCCAGGGGAAACACAAAAGCUGGAGCC
Lontra canadensis (Northern American river otter) is the source of this 2378-nucleotide messenger RNA. Its product is annotated as Friend virus susceptibility protein 1-like. NCBI's taxonomy places the organism in Eukaryota, Metazoa, Chordata, Mammalia, Carnivora, Mustelidae. The transcript has 4 exons. The record is from RefSeq and is a predicted model, not a curated record. The coding region runs from base 1423 to 2298 and encodes 291 amino acids.